This is a messenger RNA of Solea solea (common sole), 4253 nucleotides long. RefSeq names its product meiosis 1 associated protein (gene m1ap). The transcript is spliced from 12 exons. NCBI's taxonomy places the organism in Eukaryota, Metazoa, Chordata, Actinopteri, Pleuronectiformes, Soleidae. Bases 386 to 2080 code for a protein of 564 amino acids. Gene Ontology annotation, biological process: meiosis I; spermatogenesis; male meiosis chromosome separation. The record is from RefSeq and is a predicted model, not a curated record.
AAGACGCCCAGAUGCAAAUGAGCUAUUAGCUAUCUCUGGAACAAUUUGUCCGUUGUCCCUGUUAAAUAAACAAUAAACUAAACUUGCACUACUUACUUAGCUUUGACUCUAAAUAUCUGCAUUCGUAAAAGUACUCUGUGAAUCAUCUUUCUGAUAGACAAUCUUUGACAGUAUAAUCUGUUGUUUUGUCCUGGUGGUACACAGCUAACAGAGCAGCAGCAGAUGGAAGCUGAGCAACUCCUCUUGAUUUACAGAUUACCUAUACUUUUUUUUUUUAAUCUCUCUGAUACUUUCAAAAAUAGUAAAAGUAUUUAGUACAUUUCCAUCAUUGUUCCAGGGGAGGCCAACUAAAGAAGAGGAACUUCAGCGAAGGUAACAGGACAGCAUGGACAACAGAAAGAGACCAGCUGCUUCGCCCAACUCUGGCAGCUUUGUCUUCUGGUCCUCCUCAUUCCAGAGGCAACCAGCCAGGGUCCUGAUUGUGGAGGCACUGCCACCAUGGUGGUCAGACACUUGCAAUGUGCUCUGUGAUGCUCUGGAUAACUUCUUGUCCCUUGCCUGUAAUCUGGAUGGACCCUGUAGGAUUCCACUCCUCAGCCUGUAUGCUGUCAGCAGGCAGCAGGAAUGCAUAUUGCCAUUUGUGCAGGUUCGUGGCAACUUGGCCAGGCUACAUUCCUGUGUUGAAGAGCUGAGGUCUAUUCCAGGAGAAGGCUGUAUCAAAGGAGCAGCCAGAGGAGGCGAGCUGCUGCGACAGGCAGUGCUGGACAGUCUGCAGCAGUUUAAACAGUACAUCAGACACAUCAGUACUGGAAACCAGACCAACAAUAACUUAUCUGUUGAGAUUACUGUGGUGACCAGCCAGUCAGGGCCUGGGAUUGUCCGCCAGCUGGAGAUGGGGCUCAAAGAUGCUGACCUGGUGUCACUCAAGCGACUCCUGGUCGUACAGAUCAACAGCGUAGGAGACUGGGGACAGGACACUCCAUCACCUGAAACCACAUACACUGAGGCUGAAGAGAGUCUGAUGUUGGGGACGGAGGUUGAGCUGCUGCGAGUGGAGAACAGCGUGUUUGCCCUGGAGACAAUGUUGAAGGCGUGGCUUCAAGAGCAGGGAGGGGACAGAGAGCACCUGCACCUGCUGCUGCCAAGCCCAACAGACAGCCCCAAUCCAGUGUGUGUGAAGUGUGAUAUGCAGGAGCGUCUGAUCAGCCCUGCACUUAUCCCUCUCACGCCCAACCUGGGAGUGAAGACUGAGAGUGUCCGGGACUUCCUGCCUGUCACUAAGGCCUCGGCCAAUCAGAACCAGCCACCACAGAAACUGAAAGUAAUCAAGGUUCUGCGUGCAGAUGGAUUGUGUGAGAGUGUGCUGUAUGGCCUGCCACUAGUGAUCCGCCCCACCACCUGCUGGCAGCUGGACUGGGAAGAAAUGGAGACCAACAACAAUUUAUUCCAUGCUCUCUGUCACACACUCAGGGGUCGUGACUUGUUCCUGCUGCUGCAGGUGGAGCCUGUGCAGAGGUUUGCUGCUGGAGGUUCAGGUGUGUACUCUCACUAUGUCCUCCAGUCAUCCACGUCUCUCUCGCUCCUCCUGAAGCCUGUGGUGUCCAGAGAGCUGCUGCUGCCCUGCUCAAUGCCCGUCUCACCUCAGGACCCUGUACCUGACGCCAUGCAGACCGUACAGCGUUGUCUAACUCAGCUGGACGAGGAGUUUGUCUUCAACCCCCUGUCUCUGACCAGCAACCUCUACCAGCACCUAAAGAGCAGAGGCCUAAUCUCACAGCCUAGAUACCCAUACAGGCUCCAGCCAGCAGCUGUGCUCAGAGACCAGUCUCAACCACCAGAGGGGGCAAAAACCACAGGCAGCAGACAGCCCCGGCAGCCCCAAAACCAGAGUCGUCAACUGGGAACAAACAGUAAGAUCAGAGCUACCGUGGCCCCGAUGCCGUCUUCCUCCUCCUCUUCUUCUAUGAUACCUCCUCCUGCUGCUAAGGCCUCUCGUCCAGCACUGACGUUCCUCAGACUAAGACGCUGGGCCCCACAAGAUGAUGAUGAUGAUGGUGAUGACGACUCCAUGGCUAUCUAGUGAGAACAAUAGAAGGGUGAGUGGAAGAAAGUGGGCCAAGAGAGCUUUACAAUAACAGGAGAGAGAGAGUGACACUCUAGUUAAUUCCGCACACACACUCACAAAGGUUUGUGUUUAACCUUAACCCAACCACAAUUCAAAUCUGAGCCCUAAAUGUAACCAGAAAUUAGGUUCCGCCUCAUUGAGACCAGGUUUUGUUCUCCAUGAGAACUACUGGUCCUGGCAAGAUUAGUGUUUAUGCCAGAAAAUUUCCUAAAGAGGUAACAAAUACAAGUACACACACACACACACUUGUUAAAUUCUAACUACCAAAUGUUCAUGCUGUGCAAAUAACUUGAGACAAAAGAAUGAAAAAGCUGCAGCCGCCCAGAGAGCAACACAGAACAGUGUGUGUGUGUGUUCACAGCAUGUUGACUGUGUGUGUGUUGUGAACAUUUAUGUGCAAAUUAAAUUACCGUGUGUUUUUGUGAGUUGCCCGAUUGCUCACAAACUUCACAACAGAGACCAGUGACUAGCCAAGUGUGUGCGCGUGUGUGUGUGUGUGUGUGUGUGUGUGCGUGUGUACGCGCGCGUCUGUCUGCGAAGUUUCAAAUCACUGCCAUCUUUAGUUUGCUGAGGCAGAAAAAUAUAAAAACAACACACCAGUAAACAAUAAAAGAUGAAAAGAAGGAGAACAGUAGGACAAAGCCUGGAAGUACAGAUGAAAAGGAAGAUAGAUAUAAGAGGAAAGGGUGAGUGGUGUUGGAAUAUGAGAGGGAGAUUAAAACGCUGCUAGAUUUAUAUUUUAUGCAGAAUCGUGAAUAAACUACAACUGAGACAUAAUAAAAGUAGGCGAACAGCAGCUUUAAUACCACAGUGAAUUAUAGAGAAACACACACACACACACACACACAUUUGCAAAUUCUUUGUCCAUUUUGCCCUUAAGUCCCAGUCUGAACACAGCUUCACUGUUUUAAUGAGAGCAAGGACCGCAGACAGAGGGGCCUCUCUGCUCUCCAGCACCCCCACAGAAGACUCUCUCUCUGGGGGUUGAAAGCCAGUGAGGUGGGGGUGGAUGGAAGGAGAACAGAGAAAAGAUAAAACUUAUGGGAAAAAAAUAACAACAGCAUGUUCUAAAAAAGAAGUGAACAUGAUGUUAUCGUGUGUUUGUUCUUGUAUUUGUUUUCCUCUUUAGGACUUUUCUGGCAUAAACACUGAUUUUGUCAAACCUAGGCUUUACUCAUGUUGUGAGGACCUAAAUCUGUUGAUAUGUGGACUUUCUGCCUUAAAGCAAGUCAGUGUAAUGGACGUCAUGGAAACCAGACUGUGUGUGUGUGUGUGUGUGUGAGAGAGCGAUUAGGGGUUAAUUCAAGAACAUGCCGUAACAUCAUUAGCUUCAUUCCCAGCAUAUUGUCAGUGACUCAUGCUUGUUCGUAGAUAUUGGCCGUUACAAAUAUCUGUCAUUGCUAUUAUUAAUUUAUUCCUCAUCAAAGAAUGUCUUUCACACUCAUGCACACACAUAUAGGCUUAAUCAGCUUCCCGCCAUUCCACCCCCUUGUUAAACCUUAUAACAUUAGGGUCUACCCAGUGGCAAAUGACUUCACGACGCUGUGAUGUUGCAGGACUUCCGCAUUCAUGAAUUAAAACCACAACGACGCUUUUGUCUCCACGGAGAAUUAUUCAAGUGGACGUCCAAAACUACCCACUGACAUUUUACCCACUUCUCCUUCUCUCUCUCUCUCUCGCUCUCCGUCUGUUCUUUCCACUCUCCGUCUCGCUCUGUACUCUCUUUUUAGUUGAGUCAACGUGUUUGAAUUUCAUAGAUUUGUUCAUAUAGACCCACACAAGCUUCUCUGUCCCCCGAGAAAGGUCAAAGCCAGAGUUCCUCCGCUUGACCCAAACACUAUCGAACACACGGCGCGUUAAAUGUCACGGCUGUGAAGGACGAAACUGGACGUGGCCCGUGGAGACAAAAGUGUGAUUCUUUGUGGUAGAAAAUGCAUUCAGAGCCGAACGUUGUGUUACUCAGCGUUGUUCGUUUGCAAGUUUUUGGAGCGUCGCAGCCAAUUCUGUUGUUCACUGUCGUGUUGUGGGACACACAGCCUUAUUGCAGUGUUGCCUCAGACUUCUUUCUGUUGUGAUGUUUUGACUAAAUGAACCGUUGAAGUGUACUUUAAUAAAAGAUAAAAGUAGA